Fomitiporia mediterranea MF3/22 is the source of this 2766-nucleotide messenger RNA. RefSeq lists its product as uncharacterized. The coding region runs from base 1590 to 2330 and encodes 246 amino acids. NCBI's taxonomy places the organism in Eukaryota, Fungi, Basidiomycota, Agaricomycetes, Hymenochaetales, Hymenochaetaceae. The transcript is spliced from 4 exons. The record is from RefSeq and is a predicted model, not a curated record.
GCACUGCAGACGCCCUGAUUGACCUCGGUAAUAGGCUUUACAAGCUACCUUGAAAGUGUCACUUUGUUUGGUGGUGAAACUUUGCUUUGGCUUUACUAUACUUGAUUUGGAUGUGAAGAGUAGCAGUAGGUGUGGUGCGACGGUCCGUCCGUUGCAUUCGGGGUGGCUCUCUUGAACCUAAUUAUCUGCACCUAAACUUGUCCACAUUCAGUGAUUCCGGCGGAUGCACGCUAGAUGUAUCAGAAUAUCUCUUCGUUACGAGAGGUAUUCUUUCACCGUUGCUAGGCCAAGAGAAACAAUUGCAUAGACCGGCUGCGAGAGUGAGCUGGAAGAAGAGCUCGACGAGCCAAAAGGGAGAAGGACGUUAAUCCCCGAGAGAGGAAUCCAGAAGGGGGGAUAUUAAAAGAAUCGAAGCUGUCCGGUGCCAAAGGUAUACAAUAAAGCUCGCACAAUUGUGUUUUGCUCGCGCGAAGUUCCAGGGCGGAUAGAAUCCAAAGUAUUCGUGCAAAGACAAAAAGCAUAUACAUCAUUUGUCAGCGGUGGAGAUGUGUUUAGCAGAUGUGAGAGCAGAGACCCCAGAGGACGCGCGUGGUGAUAGACUCUGCGUGCGUCUGCAUUUUUGCACGGAAAAGCAUGACAAGUGAGCCUCCGGGUGCGACCAUUCGCAGCAACACGAGGCUGAGAUUCUGCCAUUUUAUGCGCGUGGAGGGGAGAUACUCUGCCUCAUGUCUGGGCCAGGCGGACCAUAAAUCUGGAGAUCAGACGACUGGGCGUGAAUUGAGUGGACGUGGUGUGGAUAAAGGGAAUGAAACGUGUUUCUGAGAGGGACUGCGCUGGGAUGACGGAUGAGAGAUGUUGCAGAGGAGGAAUGCAAGGGAAAUGGCGGGUGACCGAAAGAGGGAGUGGCAAUGGGUCUGGCUGAGCAAGCAACGACGCUGACGGGUGACUGCUACUUUGCUUGGUGUUUCCUUUAAUUGUCACAUUAGUUUGAUACUCACGCUCUCAGUCGACUCUCUUAUUGUCCGUGCUGCUUCAUUACCACCCGAUCCGCAAACAUUUCUCUUGCGCUCGCACCAACGAAGAGCCAUGUGUCCAGAAGCAUCUUCAACCCUUUCAGAGCAAAAAGACAAAAGCAACGGGAGAGCGCGGCUUCUCUUCGCCCUUUCCAUUUCUUUUUCUCGCCCUGCAUGCAUUCGAGACAAAAGGCCGUGGAUACGCGAUUCGACAAUUGGAUGCGCAGGCGCUUGGAGAAGCUCUUGCACCGCCGAAGCGCCUUCCUGCGAUGUCGAUGUCCUUUCUACGUCAGCUCUCCCAGUUCCUGCACCUGCACAUUGCCAGAUCAGGGUCCGUCAAUAGCCCGGCUCGGCAGGAUUCCCUACGCGCCUCGAGAAACGCACAGAAAACUAUAAAGUCCUCCAUUUUUCUGACUAGGAUGGCUCACCACUCCGCAAAGGCCUUUUGUUCCUUGCUCAGCCCUUUGAGCCUCCGACCCACCGCUCCCGUCGUCGUUUGCCUCCGUUGCGAUCGUCUCCAUCUCGAUCCCACUCAACGCCAUCUCCGCCUAUACACUUUGAGUCAAGUCGAACACAAUGGCAGCCGUCGCUUCCUACUAUGCGAAUCCGACCCCGUCGAUGUACCCCCACCAAUAUGCUAAGCCUCGUGGACACCGUGUAUGCGACACCUGCGGUGCCGUCGAGCUAGCUGGUCAACGGUUCCGUAUGUGCGGUGGAUGCAUGAUCACACAGUACUGUUCACAAGACUGCCAAAAGCGUCACUGGCCCGCACACAAGACCCUCUGCCAGCAUACUUCGGGAAUGCUCGAGUCCGCGAAGCACGAUACAGUAGCGAAUGCGUACUCCGAGGAGAAUAUCGCGAAGAACUUGCGCAAGUUCGUCUCCGCGCACCAGAUGCUUCUUAGCUGGUCCGCGUUUCAAGCUCUCCAGCUCCGUCGUGUACCCGCGAACAUCCGUUCCCUCGCACUUCACAUUGACCUUCAGUAUCGGAACCAUGCCGAUCCCGCCCGGAGAUUCGUUAUUUCUUCUGCACGUCUUGUCCAACGAUCGCUUGUCGAGUCUUAUGACCCACUCGUCGCGCAGGACAUCCAGCGACGUGAAGAGCGUUGCCGUCGGUCCGGUGGCAUCGGCGCAGCAGUCAUCCUUAUCCAAUGCGGAGGAAUGAGCCAAGUGAUGCCCGUUGAAUGCGAUUCUCCGAGCCGUGUUCCCUGGGAUGCGCGUGAGGACUGGGCCGAGAUCCUAGCAAAAUACACUGAAGCAGGGCGAGUUGACUUUCAACCGAUCACCACCACUUCCCGAGGGGUGAUCUACGGAUGAAUAAGCGGCGCCAUCAUCAUUCUGAAUCUCAUUCCGUUUUCCGGAUAGAGUAUCCCUUGGCAUUGUAUCAUUCACAUAUCACGUUUCUCAUUCUCAUUCUUCUUUCUUGCAUCUUCGUUCAGAGCGCGAUGCACCGGCUUUGCACGCGCCUUUCUUUCUACAUGACUCCGCCGUUUUUAUGACUACUUCGUUUCGGUACGACUCGCCAACCUAUCCCAGUUAUCGCUGCAUAUUUUAUUACCCUUCGGCAACUCACUUAUGAUGAUCAUCUUGUAAUACCGUGUCUCCGACUCUCCGAAUGAACUCGCAUAUCAACUUCGUUCCCGUAUUCGUCGCAUUUUCUCUUAUUUCCUUUUUCUUUCUUGAUCUCAUUUUCCCCCUGUGUUAUGUGUUGUUAUCUACGAUGCUACGUUUUCUUGUAUACCAUCCGACAAUA